UUCAGGUAGAUCGACCACCCUUCCCUUUGUAAGACAUGAGUGUCACCAUCUGGUCACAUCAGUCUGAAGAAGGCGUACAUCCAGGUUGGCGGCCGUAAGCUAACGUACGUUGACUCGCUAUAACAUUGCCUUUGUCACCUAGAUGACGUCAUAGGGGAGGUGGAGCGUGAAAGUGAGAUAAAUAAAUAUAGAUUACAGACAACUGACCGGGCUAUUUAAAGGACGACGUUCGAGCGAAAAGAAAAUUAAACUAUUUUCAUCAUCGUUCAAAGAGGCUGCCACCACUGAUUAGCAGAGCUUCAAAUAUUCGAGACAAGAAAAGUAAGAGUUUGUAAUUGACUGAUAGAGCCCUCGUCCGUCUUUUCAAAGGAAAUAUGGGAGCCACAGAGUUUUUUCGAUGGGAUUUUAAGUUUAUAUGCAUUUUACUGGCGACAUAUUUGAACAGGGCGGCUACCGUACAAGAUUCUGGCGAUGCUAGUCUGUUCACCCUCCAUACAGCCCUGAGAGACGGGGAUUACUACGUUCGCUGGAAAGUUAAUGGAGAAUACAUAACGUUUGAGACCACUGCGCGAACUACAGGAUACGUGGCCUUGGGAUUUUCAACAAAUGGCGGUAUGGCAGGAUCAGACAUUAUCAUUGGAUGGGUUAAUGAUGGCGAAGUCAUAAUACAGGAUUACCAUGCCAUCGGUGAAGAGCAACCGUUGCUAGAUGAGAGCCAGGACGUGGAGGUAUUGGGAGGGACUGACAACGGCACGUUUACCACAUUGAGAUUUAGACGAAAGCUGGAGACUUGUGACGACAAUGACUACACAAUUACGGAGGGAACAGUGCGCUUGUUGUGGGCGUUCCGUGACGGCGAUCCAGACCCAGCCAUUGGUCCUCAAUAUCACGUGACAAACCGUGGUGCCAAGAGUGCCUACCUACUGAAUCCAGUAAAGAAAGAAGACGUGGAGCCUUUGCCUGAUGACACUUAUGCCAUUGAUAUAAUAAACGAUAAGGUUCAUAUACAGAAUAAAACUGAUACCACGUACUGGUGCCAGGGAUUCAAGUUACCAGAAUUUAAUGGAAUACACCAUUUGAUAAGGAUAGAGCCUAUCAUUCAACCGGGGCACGAAGCUUUGAUCCACCACAUUAACGUUUAUGGCUGUUUUCACGAUCUCAACCAAACGGACUUGCAUUUAAAGGGAGGUGUCUGUAACACAGACAACAUGCCGGAUGAUUUCAAACAAUGCAAAGUUUUAAUAAUGGGAUGGGCGUUCGGUGGAGAGGCUCACUCGUUCCCUCCUCACGUAGGCUUUCCGCUUGGAGGUCCUGACGACCCACAAUUUGUGAAAUUAGAAGUGCAUUACGAUAACCCGACUCUGCGCGGUGAUUACGUGGAUUCUUCUGGUCUACGUUUUAUCAUGACACCACGACGUCGCCAGUAUGAUGCUGGUAUUCUUCUGACCGGUGUUAGUAUCACUCGUGGAUUUUUCUUCAUCCCGCCACACUUCGAGAGUUUUUAUGCAUCUGGACAAUGCUCCUCGGCUUCUAUGUCAGAGGCGAUGGCAUCCCAGCCGGAUGGUAUAAAGGUAUUUGCUGUAUGUCUCCACACACAUCUGACCGGAACUGGUGUAUGGUUACGUCACAUCCGGGAUGGCGUUGAGUUGCCAAACAUAAUCGCCGAUGAUCACUACGACUUCAACUACCAAGGGCUGCACUAUUUAAACAAAGAAGUGACAGUGCUUCCCAAUGACACCUUGGUUUCCACCUGUCGACACAAAACUACAGACCGCAACAACAUAACAUGGGGCGGAUACAAAAUAAGAGAGGAGAUGUGCUUCACUUUCCCACUGUAUUAUCCUCGGAUUCCAAAGUGGCAAAAUUGCGUGAGCAUGCCGUCUCAGAUCGACCAGAUUAAGAUAGUCCCUGAUGUAAAGUUCACGCCACUUCGAAACAUUUACGUCAACAUAUCAGAGCCAAAAGAGUUUGGUGGCGAUCAGUUCCUUAAUGCCAUGGAAAACGGCGUGGAUUGGACGAAUCCUAAAACACGUGAGAUGUUUCAACAAAUUGCGAGAAACGCCACGCAAAUAGAAAUAUCAAAUGGAACGGUUCGAAUCGUUCCAGCCUACAAGAUAACCACGCCAUAUAAGCCACUGCAAAAGAACUGUCCUGUCACCAGUCAGACCAUGAGCAGUGCACCAAGUUUCUCUUGUUUGUCGUGGAUUGUACUUAUAGCUUCGGCACUCCUGUUUUCAUUUAAGUUUCAAGAAUAUUAAAAACAGCACUUUUAUUCUAUUUCUGAAUUUUAAAACAGAAUACCCACUUCACAUGAUGAACAAGAGAUGACAUUCAAAUCCUUUACAAUUCUCCAAAUUUACAAAUAAUUUAUUACCAUCCCUCUCUUUGUCAUAUUUAAUUUCGUUUUAAAGCAUCGCAUGCUUUGUCAGUAUUGUAUUUCUAUACGGCUUUUAUGUACGGAUAGUGUAAAUAUACGAUGUACUGCUGACAGUACGCAAAUCACUCAGGUUGGGGUGGGGCAGAGGGUGCAAGGCAAAUGAGCCCGAUCCAGACAAUGCGCGAGUAGUCUAGAGUAUUUUUUAUAAUGGUAGUUAUUGAAAACCAUGUAUAGUUAAGAACGGGGAGUGGUAUUAAGUUAAUAGGCACGUCCUCAUAAUGUACGAUAACUUAGCAGAGGCAUGUAGAGUAGACGGGAAGAACACCGAAACUCCGUAAGAGAUUGAAUAGAAUAGAGAGAAAAUGGAGAUAGUGGGAAAAAAUAAAGAGUAUGAAACAAGAAAGAAGAAAGUUUUGUAAUUUCUACUUUGCGUAACAACUAACACAAAAGUCAAUACCAUCGUCACUCUCUGCACGAGUGGUUAUUUUAACGCAAAACAUCGUAGUCCGUUUGUUGACAUAUACGGCGUCUGAAGGCAAUAUGUACAGAUAAUGAUUUUUUCUGACAUUUUAAACAGUAAGACAAAUGACAGUUCCGUAUACUUUCUUUACAAUAUCUUGUGGAAUACCUAAUGUAAUUUA
Molecule: messenger RNA, 3018 nt
Organism: Lingula anatina
Lineage: Eukaryota; Metazoa; Brachiopoda; Lingulata; Lingulida; Lingulidae
Product: DBH-like monooxygenase protein 1
Biological process (GO): octopamine biosynthetic process; dopamine catabolic process; norepinephrine biosynthetic process
Cellular component (GO): secretory granule membrane
Molecular function (GO): dopamine beta-monooxygenase activity; copper ion binding
Source: RefSeq, a predicted model, not a curated record